Salvia splendens (bonfire salvia) is the source of this 3124-nucleotide messenger RNA. Its product is annotated as protein CHROMATIN REMODELING 35. Gene Ontology annotation, biological process: gene silencing by siRNA-directed DNA methylation. Lineage: Eukaryota; Viridiplantae; Streptophyta; Magnoliopsida; Lamiales; Lamiaceae. Bases 200 to 3001 code for a protein of 933 amino acids. Gene Ontology annotation, molecular function: ATP binding. The record is from RefSeq and is a predicted model, not a curated record. The transcript has 6 exons.
UGGUUAAUUUCAUUUUAAGGAAAGCGCAAAGGGAAAGGGUAGACUGUCCUUCCCUUUUUACGGAUGAUUUAUUUAUACUAUUUUCAUUUUUCAAUUGCAUUUGCCAACUGGUUAGAGUUGCCCCUACUGAGCUCAACGUUCCAGACUCUCUUCUGCAAAUCAUCUCAUUUUCCACAAACCAAUCUGAGACAUCCGGAGAAUGGAUGCUGAUACCGACAGAAAUUAUCUGAGUCCAUUUAUGAAGAGAUUCUCGGCUACUUCUUCAAACGAUUUGGGCUCAAAACGACGCAAAAGGAUAAAAGCAGAUGAAGGAAGUAAUUAUAGUUAUGGUACCUUUCCUGCUUCAUGGCGAUAUGUAGUUGAGCAGAGAAGAAACCAAACAUAUACACAAGCUCUGAAUGAAUCGGAUCCUUACACCACAAAGAUUUUGCUGAACCAAUUGGAUUCUGGUAAAUUUGGAAGUGUGACGAAGGAGAUAGAAGAGCUUAUCAAGCGGAGACGGCAGGUGUUAGAUUACUUUUAUGCACAGAAUCCUGAACUAUCAUUGACCACAUGUCCUGAUGUGCAAGACUCAGUGGUGUCAAAGCCGAUGGAGCUAGUUGCUCCUGAUGUCAUUGACCUUGAUGAUGAUAAUGAUGGGGAAAUGGAAAGGUUGAUUCCAGAAUCACAGCUUUCCCAUCAUGCUGCCCCAGUGGUUAUCAUUGAUUCAGAUGAUGAUAAUGAUGCUACAUGUGGUCCACUAGAAGUGGAUUUGAAGCCACCUUCUAUUAAUCUUCUCAUUAAGGAUAAACCUACUGCAAAUCUUCUCAUUAAGGAUAAACCCACCGCAAAUCUCCUCAUGAAAGAUUAUGUGGACUGGAAUUCUGCCAAAAGCAAAAAUUCUCGAGAAGCAGGUACUCAAAUGCAUAUUACAGGCGAAGCUGAAACUGGAACCACAAAUGAUAAAGGAGUGUAUGUGGGUACCGAUGACUUAGAGGAGGAUGAUGAAUUGUCUAAUACUAAUUCAGAUGGUCUGGAUGAUAUUUGGCAAGAGAUGACGAAGGCUUUAGUGGAUUCAAAGGAUGCUCCUGGAGAAGCUCUACAUGAUCAAUAUGAUGUUGGGGAUGAAGAAGACUGUGAGCAUUCUUUUAUUUUUAAAGAUGACAUUGGUGAUGUAUGCCGGAUUUGUGGGGUUAUUAAGAGAGGAAUUGAAACCAUUAUUGAAUAUAACUUCUCAAAGACCUCAAGGACUACAAGAACUUACAAAUAUGAAGGACGAACCAGUAGGGAGUAUGAGCAUAUUGAUAUCCCCCUUGAUCGAUUCAAAUUAUCGGAUGGUGAUUCUUCUGUUACUGAAAUUCACCCACAUCCACGCCACAAAAGGGAGAUGAAACCCCAUCAAGUUGAGGGAUUUAACUUUCUUCUGAGCAACCUAGUGGCAGAUAAACCUGGAGGUUGUAUACUGGCACAUGCUCCUGGUUCUGGUAAGACAUUCAUGAUCAUCAGUUUCCUUCAGAGUUUCAUGGCCAAAUAUCCAAAUGCAAGACCUCUGGUUGUGUUGCCGAGGGGACUCUUGUCAAUAUGGAAAAAAGAAUUCCUCCGAUGGCAAGUCGAGGUGAUACCUUUACAUGACUUCUACUCAGUUAAAGCUGACAGCCGCAUACAGCAGCUUGAAGUUUUGAAAGAAUGGAAGAAAGAAAGGAGCAUACUGUUUCUAGGAUAUAAACAAUUCUCCUCUAUUAUCUGCGAUUCUGACAGCGGGAACGUUGCUCGGGCAUGCCAAACUAUUUUGCUGGAGGACCCAGAUAUUCUCAUCCUAGAUGAAGGCCACACUCCCCGGAACCAAGACACUGAUGUCUUGACGUCACUGGAGAGGAUUGCAACUCCUCGAAAGGUGGUUCUUUCUGGGACACUCUAUCAGAACCAAGUGAAAGAAGUUUUUAACAUCUUAAAUCUUGUGCGGCCAAGGUUUCUGAAGAUGGAUACUUCUAAAGUCAUAAGGAGGCGUAUCUUGAGCAGGGCAGAGAUAUCUGGCAGAAGGAAUUUGAUGAAGCAUGGCACAGACAAUGAGUUCUAUGAACUUAUAGAGCAUACGCUGAUCAAAGAUGAAAACCGACUCCGGAAGGUGACUGUGAUACAAGACUUGCGGGAAAUGACUAGAAGUGUCUUGCAUUAUUACAAGGGUGAUAACUUAGAUGAACUUCCUGGGCUCGUGGAAUUUUCAGUUUAUCUUCAGCUCAGCCCCAGACAGAAGGCUGAUGUUAAAGAGCUGACGAAAACAGUGGCUAGGAAGUUCUCAGUUAAUGCACAAGGAAGUGCUAUUUAUCUGCACCCAACAUUGAAGACGCUUGCCAGGAGUUCCGGUGUAAAAGAUAGAGUUGAUGAGGGGAAAAUUGACACUAUCUUGGGGAGCCUAAAUGUGAAAGAAGGUGUAAAGCUCAACUUCUACCUUAAUCUUCUCCAGCUCUGUGAAUCAAGUGGAGAGAAGCUGCUAGUUUUUAGUCAAUAUCUCCUACCCCUGAAAUUCUUGGAGAGAAUUACGGCUAAGGUCAAGGGUUACAGCAUUGGCAAGGAGAUGUUCAUGAUCACGGGUGAUUCUGAUGCAGAGACGCGUGAUUCUUCAAUGGAGAAAUUCAACAGUUCAUCUGAAGCUCGAGUCUUCUUUGGCUCCAUCAAAGCCUGUGGGGAGGGGAUAUCUCUGGUGGGGGCAUCUCGCAUCAUUAUACUUGACGUCCAUCUAAAUCCAUCAGUCACUCGCCAAGCAAUUGGGCGAGCAUUUAGACCUGGCCAGCUCAAGAAAGUCUACACUUACAGGCUGGUUGCAUCUGACUCACCUGAACAGGAGGAUCACAAUUCAUGCUUCAAGAAGGAGUCCAUUGCAAAGCUGUGGUUUGAAUGGGAGGAGGGCAGUGGUCCGCUGAAUUUUGAGAUGGAAGAAGUUGACGAUGUCAGCAAUUGUGGAGACGACUUCUUGGAGACUCCGCGACUGAGGGAAGACGUCGUCAAAGUGUAUAGAAGGUAGCGCGAGUGAACCCCCUCCCCGAUGGAUGUCACUUCACCAUUCUCAAUAUGGCUCAUGGUACAUGUUAUGUAGCUUAAUCUGCUGAAUUUUUUGUUUUGGUACUAUAAAAAAUUCUCUCUAUCA